Molecule: messenger RNA, 4165 nt
Organism: Ictidomys tridecemlineatus (thirteen-lined ground squirrel)
Lineage: Eukaryota; Metazoa; Chordata; Mammalia; Rodentia; Sciuridae
Source: RefSeq, a predicted model, not a curated record
AGCAGCAGCAGCAGUAGAUGUUAACACAGUAUUAAGAUGAAUAAUGUUAUUCUUGGCCUGCUGUCUUUUCUAUAAAUCCUUCUCUAGAGCAAGGGUCUUCACAUCUACUUGUCUUCAGGAGUCCCUCUGUGGGUUGAAUGCUUGUUGUUCUAGUUCUCCAGAAUGACCCAAACGGUUCACGUCUGAAUUCCUACUUGCUAUUCCUCAGUCAGUAAAACUCUUGGAAAUUGAAAAAAACUGAUUGAAUCAAAACUUUAAAGUUCUGGGUCAAUUCCAUGUUUAUUUGCUUUUUGUAUAAUACGCCUGCCUUGUACUUUUCAGAUGUAUCUCAAUUUUUUUUGUGGAGUUCCAGACAUAUUUUGCUCAGGAUUAUGCACAAACAGCAUGGAUCCAUUCCAUUGUAGACUGUGUGACUAUGCUUUGUGUGCAAUACCACAGCCUUCUCACAGAGUCCACAAGACAUUUCUGUUGAACCUCUUUUUUAAAAUUAUUUUUGAAGCUCCACUUGGGAGUGCUGUCAGUAACCACUUAUCCUGUCAAGUGGGAAUCAUGCUGGGUGGCUUGCUUGCAUCUACUGGUUUCAUCCUGGGCUCAUUUGCCACCAGCCUGAAGCAUCUCUACCUCACUCUGGGAGUUCUUACAGGUCUUGGAUUUGCACUUUGUUACUCUCCUGCGAUUGCCAUGGUUGGCAAGUAUUUCAGCAGACGGAAAGCCCUUGCUUAUGGGAUCGCCAUGUCAGGGAGUGGCAUUGGCACCUUUGUCCUGGCUCCUGUGGUUCAGCUCCUUAUUGAACAGUUUUCCUGGAGGGGAGCACUUCUCAUUCUCGGGGGCUUCGUUUUGAAUCUCUGUGUUUGUGGUGCCUUGAUGCGGCCAAUUACUCUUAAAGAGGACCGUUCAAGUCCAGAGCAGAAAUGUGAUUGUCGAACUCAGAAAGAAGACUGUAAGCGGGCAGCUCCUUAUUCACCUUUGACCAAAGAAUGGGCGCAGACCUGCCUGUGUUGCUCUUUGCAGCAGGAAUACAGUUUUUUGCUGAUGCCAGACUUUGUUGUGUUAGCCGUCUCUGUUCUGUUUAUGGCUUACGGCUGCAGCCCUCUCUUUGUGUACUUGGUGCCUUAUGCUUUGAGUGUCGGAGUGAGUCACCAGCAAGCUGCUUUUCUUAUGUCCAUACUUGGGGUGAUUGACAUUAUUGGCAAUAUCACAUUUGGAUGGCUAACCGACAGAAGGUGUCUGAAGAAUUACCGGUAUGUUUGCUACCUCUUUGCUGUGGGCCUAGAUGGGCUCUGCUAUCUCUGCCUUCCAAUGCUUCGAAGUCUCCCCCUCCUGGUGCCUUUCUCUUGUACCUUUGGCUAUUUUGAUGGAGCCUACGUGACCUUGAUCCCAGUAGUGACUGCUGAAAUAGUAGGGACCACCUCUUUGUCAUCAGCGCUGGGUGUGGUGUACUUCCUUCAUGCAGUGCCCUAUUUGGUGAGCCCACCCAUUGCAGGAUGGCUGGUGGAUACAACUGGCAGCUACACUGCAGCGUUCCUUCUCUGUGGAUUUUCAAUGAUCUUUAGUUCUGUGUUGCUUGGCUUUGCUAGACUUGUAAAGAGGAUGAAAAGAACCCAGCUGCCAUUCCUUGCCAAAGAAUCUGAUCCCAAGCUGCAGCUUUGGACCAAUGGAUCAGUGGCUUAUUCUGUAGCAAGAGAAUUAGAUCAGAAAGAUGGGGCUUCUGUGGCUACAGCAGCUCCUGGUUACAACCUCACAUGACCAAUGGCCUUCAGCCUGGGAAUCUUUGGGGCUGAUGGAAGAAAGGCCACCAGACUGGCAUAUUUCUGAAGCAUUUUAUUUUGGCAGAAGUAUUGUCUUCUAGGGAAAUCAUUAUUAUUGUUUUGUUAACAUAUUUAUAAGGGAAAAUAGAAAAAAAUAAAGAAAGCUGGACUAGCCUAGAGUUUCUUCAUUUGUAAUUUGGACUUGUAAUACUGCUCUAUGGGGAAUGGAAGGAGUUGAUAGUGUUGGCUGUGAUUAAGGGUAGUUCCAAGGCAUAGCCAAAGCAAGUGACCUGGCAGCAGCACUGUAAUCCCCAACACUCUGCUCCCAUCUCCGCCCCCUUCAUCCCCCCUCAGAAGGCAAACAGAAACACUGACGCGUGGGAUUGCUUACCCUAUGCAGUUUGCAGAAGUGUGUGGGGGGGUCAUCUUGGGUGUGCUGGCAGAGUGUGAAAAUGCCAAUCCUUUUUCAAGGUGGAGUUCCUCAUUAGGGUUUUAAACAGGGUGGUUAAAGCAUACUUGAGAUUCUUGCAAAGGUAAUGAUUAAUAUAAAAAGAGACCCCCCAUACCCCUUUCUUAGUCUUCCAGCUAGCCCUUGCUUCUGCCAAUGGGUAGAUAUCACUUUGAGAAUCCAUGAAAUGCCAUGGUUGGAAUGGCAUCUUAAAGGGUAGCUGGUAAGAUCUGUUUGAAAUUGCUUGAAAUGGAAAGCUCCUUUCCUAAGACUGUCCCAGGCACACACCUCUGUUACUAUCACAUACUAACUGUAAAUUCAGGAGGACCUGUCAAGUUACAAGGGCAGCCUUUCUAUCUUUUCUAAAAUAUUAACUAUGCCAAAACUCCCCACUUUUUUUCUUCAGAGUGAGGGGAAAAAAAAAAAAACAACGCUCAUUUAAACUGCAGACACAUUUCUGCUAGGGACAGAAAAAUGUUGGCAGUAUUCCAACUGAGCAGGAAUUGAAUUCUUGAAUCAGCAGGUCUCUGGUGAGCAUUUUCUUUGCAGAUCAGACAUUAGAUUCAUCAUUACCCAGAAGAGUACUUGGGGGAUUUGAACUGAAAAAUAUUACCCUAGAGAUAUUCUGAAGGUGAGAUCCUGUGUUCUUGGUGCAACGCCUAGUGCCUUUCAUCUCUUUAUGGAUAAUAACUAGAAACCUAACCCACUGGAUUAUACUAGUUUAUUCAUCCCCCAGAUACCCCACUUUCCUGUGUUUUGGGAUCAUUUCUGAGUUUUCAGAUCCAAGAGGAAGGUUUUGGAUACAGAAGAGAAAGGCCAGGUCCCCCAGUUUAUCUCUAGCUGUUUGAAAUUCAGAGUUGUAAUCUCAAGUCCCAAGUCAUGUCAGAUCUAUAAACACAGAUGAGUUGUAUAAUUACAACGGGGGUGGGGGGUGUGAGGUUAAUUAUUAAAGAAUUUAAAAUCCAAACUUCAAAAAAAUAUUUUGACGCCAAAGACCAUUUAGCCCACUACCCCUCAAGAGGCCUCUCCAAUGACCUGCCAGGGUUACAGGAAUUAAAACAAAGAAAGGGGGAAGAUUUGAAGUUGGCUGAAGAGUCCUUGCUUGGAACUGGAUUAUUUCACAAAAUUAAUUGUUAGUUUAUUGCCUGCAGAAUGAGAUACUGGCUUGAUUUAAUAUUUCAUAAUUGUUUUCCAAAAAGAAAUAUGAAUGUUGUCUGUUAUCUCUUUCCACAGUUUGAGAAUUGAGUUUUUGAAUCCAUGGAAUUUGUCAUUUGAAAAUUUUAAAAAUAUUUUGAAAAAAAUCUGUAAAAAAAAAAAUCAAAGUUAAAAUGAAGUUAUAUAUGUUUGGAAUAGCACUUUACCUUAAAUAUCAUUUCUUAAAUCUUUAAGCCAAAUAUUUUUAAAAAUUUAAGUAGCUAUAAAUACUCAUACAUAUUUUUUCAUAGUGAUCACAGUAAAGUUUUUGUUUAUGUGCUUCUAUAAUAUAAUUUCUCUAAAGUAUUUAUGAAAAAUGAGCAUAAUGAGAGGUUUUAAAGAUUUGUAUAAAAUGAUUUGGGAUAUUGUGACUUUGUACAUGCAUAAAAUUUGCAUUUUACUUUCUGUCCUGGAGCAGAAUUUUCAGAAAGCCAGUCAGAAAAAUGUAGAUCCACAAUAUUGCCAUCUGCUCAGAAUUUUACUGUUAAUGUUCCAUAUAUUUAUAUGGUUUAUUUCAAAACUGAAGAAUUCAUGGGAAUGAUGUAUUUUAUGGGAUCAAGAACAAAACUGUAGUAGAAUGAUUCUACAUCUUGAAUAUUUCUUUAUAUCAUUGUAAAUUUUACUUUGGAAUUGACUGAGUAGAAAAGCAGAAAAAAUUAUCUACUUUUAUAGUUGUGCUCUACCUUUGGGCCCUUUGUUCAGAUUAUAAUUUCACUAAUAAAUUAGAUAUGUAUGCUAAUAUUUUCCUAUUUCAAAUAAAAUGAGUUUAUAGUCA